AUGCUACGAAUUGCUUCACUCCAUUUUUCCUCGCUAUAUCGCACUACUUUCUGCUCACUUCGAUGUCAAUCGUCAAGGGUUACCGUUUUGUCUGGACCAAAUAAUCACCCUGUAGAAUUUCAGAACGCCUUUGUAAAGAAACUCGUCAGCGAAGAACUAAUUACCAUCCCUGAUUUCAUAUCCGAAGAGGAGGAGCAAAAUCUUCUUUCAGAAAUUGUUCCAAUUUUUUCGCGACUUUGCUAUCAAACAUCACACUGGGAUGACGUGAUAAAAGAUUUUCGUGAGACAGAGCGAAAAAACUGGUGGGCCUUGAAUCGACCGGUCAUCGAUCGGUUGCGUCAAAAGACACUGGACACUCUGAAGGCGGAACCGCGUCCCGAGGGCACUCAAAAGGUCUCCAGUUCCAACGACCUCCUUCCUCACAUCCAUGUUCUUGACUUGGCUCCCACGGGGUGGAUCAAACCCCAUGUGGAUAGCAUUCGGGUAUGUGCAAAUCAUAGUAAGAACAAGACAUGGCUAUUAUUUUUAGAGAACGGUAAUCCGUAG
This is a messenger RNA of Hydatigera taeniaeformis, 546 nucleotides long. The record is from the annotation of a GenBank genome assembly. Lineage: Eukaryota; Metazoa; Platyhelminthes; Cestoda; Cyclophyllidea; Taeniidae.